Messenger RNA from Drosophila novamexicana, 953 nucleotides. RefSeq lists its product as uncharacterized. The record is from RefSeq and is a predicted model, not a curated record. The coding region runs from base 182 to 865 and encodes 227 amino acids. The transcript has 3 exons. NCBI's taxonomy places the organism in Eukaryota, Metazoa, Arthropoda, Insecta, Diptera, Drosophilidae.
AACCUUUUAAUGUUUUGGUCUAUUUUUUAUGUAAAUACUAGAAGAAUUACCAAAUAAAAUACACAGUCGAGGAUUUGGCGCUCAUUAUUCAAAAUAAAAUAACGCUAAUAAAAGUCUAUUAAGGUCCCGCACAAUUGCACAAAUAACAACAGUCAAACAGUCGCCGCCCAAGGCAACAGCUAUGAGCAAGGUGCGCAGGCUGUACCAUCAGAAAUAUCGUGAAGAUUGGGAGCGAUUCCCAUCGUUUUCGGAGUGGUUGUGCCGUGGCGAUGAUGGCUACUCGGCGCACUGCAAAAUAUGCGACGCCAACGUUUUGGCACGACUCGCGUCCAUUAAGCAGCACCACAACACGGCCAAGCAUCAAAAGGCCCUCAAGUGUCACCAGUUCGCUGCAAAGGGUAUUGCGAUCAAAAUGGAGCCCAGCGCAAAUGAGGAGCCAAAGCCAAUGUCACAAAAAUAUAUCAUUGCUUCGAAGCCGAAACCAAAAGCGAAACGGGCCAAGGUUGAUAAAGUUGAAUCCAUUGAUUCGAUGGAGCCCGACACAUGCUCGAACGAUUCGAUUCUAGAGGAUUUGUUGGGCAACGAUGAUAUGGAGCAGCAAUAUCUACAGGAGAUAAGCGACCAGGAAAUCGAACAAGAUAUAAAGCCGGAGACGAUUCAAGAGUUUAAAAUUGAUGAAAUGCAAGAUGAUAAUCUAACAGACGACAACAUCAUAAGCGAAUUUGAUCUAUUUGGCAAGAGCGUUUCCCUACAACUAAACCACAUGGAGCUGGAGGAUGCGUUGCUCUGUCAGGAGCGCCUGCAGGUAGUGCUAACAGAAUUUCGACUAAAAAUCUUAAAACGUAAAUCAAAACGCAAUUUCUAAACUUGUUUCAAACCUAAACUUAUUAUCAAGUUAUAUAUAAUUAUAUACACUGACAAGCAUAACUAACUUAUAUACAGAAAUAUAUGUU